This is a messenger RNA of Carlito syrichta (Philippine tarsier), 1785 nucleotides long. Its product is annotated as REST corepressor 3-like. Gene Ontology annotation, biological process: regulation of transcription by RNA polymerase II; negative regulation of DNA-templated transcription. The record is from RefSeq and is a predicted model, not a curated record. Gene Ontology annotation, molecular function: transcription corepressor activity. Lineage: Eukaryota; Metazoa; Chordata; Mammalia; Primates; Tarsiidae. Gene Ontology annotation, cellular component: transcription regulator complex; histone deacetylase complex.
AUGAAGAGGGAGCUGGACAGGUGGCGAUUCCUGAAGACCGCGGCCCCCCCGCCCCUUCGACCCGCAAACUCCCCGCUGGGAAUAGGCCGGAGGAACGCCAGCCCCUCUCGGAAGCAGCGUGGCCUGGACCUCGCUAAUUUCGCUCCCUUUCCGGAUGAGUGGACAGUGGGCGAGAAGGUCCUCUCCGAACACGCCUGGUUUCGUGGGAAGAGCUUUCUCGGGGUUCAGCGAAUGCUUCCAGGUAAAACCGCUGCAAGCCUUGCCAAAUAUCACUAUUCCUGGGGGGGGACUCGCUCUAGGACCGGGCUGAUGGAUGGCCAGGCGCCUAAACUAGCCAGGACACGUAAUCAAGGCGACGGUGAUGAUGACGUGGAGGAAGCGCACCCCAUGGAUGGGAAUGACGGUGAUCAUGGUCCCAAAAAAGAGGGCGAUCCUGAGCCACCUGUCCAAACUCGCAAGACUGGGCUUGGAAGGAGAGCGCGUCGGAGUGGCCCGCAUCGCCGUCGUUCUCAGCGCUCCAAGUGCCGUCCUCCCAAGGGCACGUGUGCAACCCAGGAAGACGGGGUAGCUGUUUCCCGCAGUCCCGAUGCAGCCGACACCAUCUUGAGGCAACGGGACACGGAGUUGAUCUCUCUAAAACGCCGGGCUCAGAAUGCCAAGCGAGUCAACAGUGCACUCAAACAGAAAACGGAAGGUGGACUAGGAGAACUCAAACCUCCUGAGCCAAAUGGGAAAAUCGAUGCCCGCUGGACCACGGAGGAGCCGCUUCUAGCCGCGCGAGGUGUCCGCAAAUAUGGUAAAGAUUGUCCAGCUGUUGCAGAUGUGAUGGGCAGCAAGACGGUGGGGCAAGCGAAGAACUUCUUUGUGAGCCGCAGGCGUCGGUCUAACUUAGAGGAGGUAUUGCAGGAGUGGGAAGCAGAACAAGGAACCCAGGCUUCUGGUGGUGAUGCUUCCGCUGCAGGGGAGGAGACCAGAAGUGCCUCUCACGCGCCAUCGGGGACGAGCACUGAGGCAGAAGAGGAGGCGCAGACCCCACGGGCUCCGGGCUCCGGGCCCAUCACCUCCUGCCCCUCGGCCACUCUGAGCCAGCCUCCGCCCCUUCUUGGUCCGGCACUGCCUGCUGCCCGGCUCGUCCCCGCGGCCUCCUCCACUCCCGCAGUAGUUCGGUUCGUCCUGCCCCGGCCGACUUCAAAUCAGCCUCCACCCCCGCUCCUGGGCCCUGCCGAUUCGACGCCACGUCCAAACCCAAGACCGGUGCUGUCCACGGUGGGUGGUCCACAACCACCGUCACUUAUCGGACUUCAGACAGAUUCACAGUCCUCACUGCCCUCAAGACUUGUUCGGUCUGUUCGGAGUCGACUUUAUUUGAGAUGCGAGCAGCAGUCUGCAGAAGCACUGGCUGCUCAGAUCGAAGAGAAAUGCCACCUCAGCGACAAGCUCGGUGCCGCCAGAGAGGAGUGUGCAGAGAUCGAGUCAUCUUGGGAGAAGGCCAAGCUGGAGAGAGAAUCUCUAAAUCCGCCCAGCCUUAGAGACACGGAAAGUGGAGAGCCCGCUGCGUGGGUCUCCUGCGGGGAGGUGGGGGCGGCUGGAGUCUCCGCCCGGGCGUCCUCCAGCAAGCCCAGCCGGGGCUACACGACCGCCGCCCGGCAACGUGCUUCUCUUUCGGUAAACUUGUUCGAACCCCGAGCAGAAGCCGGUUAUUUUGGCGAUUGCACCUCAGCCCGAACGCGACAGAUGUCUUUGUCACAGCUGAGCACGGGCCGGGUGUGCGGUGUCCGCGUGUAG